This is a messenger RNA of Arabidopsis thaliana (thale cress), 1196 nucleotides long. RefSeq names its product Cysteine/Histidine-rich C1 domain family protein. The transcript has a single exon. The record is from RefSeq and is marked reviewed. The coding region runs from base 229 to 972 and encodes 247 amino acids. NCBI's taxonomy places the organism in Eukaryota, Viridiplantae, Streptophyta, Magnoliopsida, Brassicales, Brassicaceae.
CAAAAUUGGAGAUUUUUAAAUCUUAUCUCUGGUGAUUGUUUCGUACGUGUCCAAGAUUAUGCAACUCUAAUGUCAACCGUCUUCCAUAUAUUAAACUACAACUUGGUGAAUAAUCAAAACCAAACUGAGAAUUGUUUAGCGGAAAAUGGAAAUGACAAAUCAUCCACAUAUUUUGCUAUAUAUAUUUUCUAAACGUUUCUUACACUGAAACAACCAAUCCUAUACACAAUGGCUUCAAGAAAACCUGUUAAUCGCCCAUCCGUGAGGCACGCGAGUCACAACCAUCCGCUGCGUGUCUUUAAAGCUCGAGACGAAGAUGAGGUCGUUUGCUCUGGAUGCGAGCUCGAGCUAACCGGACAAGCUUUCAAGUGUAUGAAGUCAGAUUGUGAUUACUUCUUGCACAAGUCAUGUUUCGACCUACCUCGUGAAACCAAUCACAAGUCUCACCCAAACCACUCUUUGACCCUGCUUCAUUCCCCACCGUACGGUCAGUCUUACACAUGCGACGCAUGCGGUGAGUACGGAUCUGGUUUCACUUACAAUUGUUCUGAAUGUCAAUAUGAUGUUCAUGUCGGAUGUGCUUUUAUCCCUGAGACCGUGGAGCGCGAAGAUCACGAACACCCACUCACGCUUCUCUACAACACACCAUGCAAAGGUCGUGAGGACGGUGCUAAGUUCAUAUGUGAUGUUUGUGAAGAAAAAAUGUCGGAAAAUCUUUGGGUUUAUUACUGCAAAGAGUGUGAUUAUGGGACGCAUGUGCAUUCUUGCGCGGUCUAUGAAGAUCAUGAGUCAGAGAAAAGAGGAGGAGGUAGGGAAGAAGGAGAAGCGAGCUCUGCGGUUUCAAGGAUGAAAUCGUUGAUGAAGGCUCAAGAUGAGAUGGCGGCGUUACAGCUCGAGGCACGUAUUAGAAACGACACUAAUAAUGCUAUACUCGAUUUAUGGGAUAGUCCAAAGCGGAGAUAUUAUUAUUGAUCGAAUAAACGAGUGAUCAAUUUGAUACAAUGAUUUUAUUUUAUUUUGAAUAAUAAUAAUGAAGCUUGUGAUUGUUCUUUCUUUUGAAAAUUUUGUUUUCUCGUGUGAUAUGUUGUAAGUAUUUUUCUCAACUAUCCAAGUCAAUCUCUGUACCCUAAUAUAGAAGUUAAUUAUAGAUGACGUUAUAUACAUUUUCCACAUAAUAAAAUCGUAAUUUCGAGUUU